Molecule: messenger RNA, 4474 nt
Organism: Patiria miniata (bat star)
Lineage: Eukaryota; Metazoa; Echinodermata; Asteroidea; Valvatida; Asterinidae
Product: short transient receptor potential channel 5-like
Exons: 16
Coding region: 1530-4013 (827 amino acids)
Biological process (GO): regulation of cytosolic calcium ion concentration; calcium ion transmembrane transport; manganese ion transport
Cellular component (GO): cation channel complex; membrane
Molecular function (GO): store-operated calcium channel activity; protein binding; inositol 1,4,5 trisphosphate binding
Source: RefSeq, a predicted model, not a curated record
UUUUUGAAAAAAAAAAUUGCCAGUUUUCUCUGAUGCUGGUUAGCCGACCAUUGUUGGAAAAAUACAAGUUUUCUUGAAAAUUUCAGCACACCAGGAGCCACGAUUUUACAGGAUGCUUUGGACUGUCAUACCCUGACAAUCCAGUAAGAAAUUGUUUGAUAAUUUGAUCUUUUUUUUCUUUUUUUUUGAUAUUUGCAAAUGUUGUGUCUCCCCUUUAAACAAUUGAAGUUAUAGACACACAAACAAUUGAUUUUGGUGUAAAUAGAUUGCUCAUAUUGAGUUAUACAUGUACAACGGUUGUUUGUUCAGUAUAGUAUUCAAAAAAAUUGAAAAUUUUUGAGAAAAGAGUAUAAAGUGCAAGUACAUUUCACACUUUUUGGGUUCAUAGACAUUUAUUAAGAAGCAUAUACAUGUACACAAGUUAAACUCGGACACGGUAGGUAGGGCAUUUGGUUGGCAUUUAAGUACAUAUCUUCACUUGUACGUGUACUUCAUUUUGUUUUCAUUUUUUGUGUUAAUCAAUAAUUGUUCGUGUUCUUUAUGUUGUAUAUUAUUUUUUUUUAAAUACACAAUUCCUGUUUUUCUUCGCAAGUUUUGUUUCUUUCAAAUUUAUUAAUUCUUUGUUAUUAAAAGCUUUUAGGAGAGGAAAAGAAAAGAAAAUGUACUUAUUCCAUAGCAUUGUCAAUAAAAUGUAUUAGAAUUUCAAUGGAUAUUAUGAAACCAAACUGUUUGAAGGUUACUAUCAUGUGUUGUGCUCGUGUCAAAAAAGUCACAUUGACUAAAUAUUCUGUUGAAUUUAAUUGUACCAUGUAUUUAAAAUCAAAACAAGAAAAGCCACUUUUUAAACGUUGGACAUUAUUUUAUUUUUUUGUUGAGAGACCACAUCUGUGUAAAAAACGUGAUUUUUUUCCCCAUUGCUUUUCUGUACAGUUGUAAGAAUAUAUUAAAAACUUGCUUGAAUAGAAGGCCAUAUUAUACUGUUGUUUGGAAUCUCAUGUGUAUUUUUCCCUUUGUCGUUUGGAAUCAUACCAGCAUGACAAGCCACUUCGUGAAGUACAUUCUCUGUGUUUAAACUGCGCCGAUGCGAACUGAGGUAAACGUCAUAAAAAAAAUAUAGCAUGCAUGGCUUUACAGGAUUCUUGAAAUGUGUUACACUGCCGUGAUUCGAUGCUCGUUGCAUAAAACCACUGAUCCAGAACCAUCACCAGGGAAUUUCUACGACUUCUGCUGGUACUUUUAUUCCGAGACUUCAGUAAAAAUCACAUCAAAGCAGCACUAAACGAAUAGCACUGUCAAUUUUGAAGACGCGCUGUUGAAAAUAAAGACGUCACAUCAUGGAUCGUCUGUAUACUUUUUCCUCGAGAUGUCUAUCUUCCAACCAAUCCAGCAGAUGAUACCAAUCCACUGUUGUCUGUGACAUCACACUUGCGUCAUCAGUGACGUCAGUUCUGAAGUUAUUCUAACAUAUUCCUUCCACUGACAGAGGAGUAGCAGAUUACAGACAUAUAAAGACAGGGCUGGCAGCCAAGAUGUCCUUGGAGGCGGAUUUCCUGGACGCAGUGGAACAGAAUCAAGUGGACGAGGUUAGACGGAUUCUGGGCAGCUAUGGCGGUAUGAUCAACCUUCAAUGCCGAGAUACGGACGGACGGACCCCGCUCAUGAUUGCUAUACAGGAGGGCUAUCUAGAUGUAAUUAAUAUUCUACUGAAGCAUGAUGUGUAUAUCGGUGACGCGUUGCUGAUGGCGGUUGAGGUGCAGUUUGUAGGGGCCGUCAAGGCUCUUUGUCGAUACUCGGAGUCAGAGAAGGUCAAGGAGUUUGGGAAAGAUUUCGUGAACGGUUUUCCGUCCAGUGUGAAUUUUCCGCCGGGUUCUAACCCAUUGCAACUAGCCGCUUUCCUCAACGACUACGCUGUCGUGAAGGUUUUGUUGGACUAUGACGCCCGCAUACCCAGCCUGAAUUCUGUCUUGGCCCGCAUCAAAGACGGUAGCUUCGAGAGAGCCUUAGCUCAGCUCCGCUGGUACCAGGCCAUCACCAGUCAGGCCUACCUGCUGCUGGCUAGCGAGGACCCCAUGGAUGCCGCCUUCUGGCUCGCUGAUAAAUUCCGGUCAUUGUCGACAACCGUCACCCAACUCAAGGAAGAGUACGAUGAGUUAUCCGCCCACCUGGAGCAGUUUGUGACCCGCCUCCUGGGCUUCGCCCGUAAUCUGGACGAGAUUGAGGCCGUCUUGGGAGCUCAGCGAUUCGUCUCGGAACCCAACUCCGAGAUCUUCGCCACGCACGACGUGCUGCCAGUCAGAAUGCAAGAAGCCGUCAAAUUCGGGUUCAAACGGUUUGUAGCCCACUCCACCUGCCAGGACUACAUGCUAUCCCGCUGGUAUAGCGGCUCCGACAAAACAUGGCGUAAGCUCUCCUCGUUCAGAAUGGCUGCCAUUUCCAGCCUCAUCAUGGUCACGUGGCCAUUCCUCAGCCUCUUCUACAUCUUUGCUCCGAGGGGGAAAAUGGUGGACUUCAUCCGUACCCCGUACGUGCGGUUCCUUCUCCACACCGGCUCCCAUCUGACCUUCCUACUCCUUCUCAUCUUCACCUCCGUGACACGUCUUCAUCUCGAAGGCGUCAAGGGCUCGGUAGACGGGUCCACCUUGAUAUCCUACCGCGUGCACGAGGAAGUGCAGCUCAGCCAGGCCGUACCCUGGAUUGUCAUGUUCUGGAUUAUCGGAAUGACUUGGCGAGAGAUCAAAGGUUUAUGGCGCCUUGGUAUCCGCCUCUACGCCAAAAACCCCUGGAACUGGCUGCAUACCAUUCAACUCGUAUUCUACUGGGCUUAUAUCGCUCUCAGCUUCGUCUCCUAUUUUAAGUUGGAUUAUCUAUUUCACGUGCUGGGUUCAAGCAACUACGAUGAUCAUGGCCUGCCUACAGCCGUGCCGUGUGCAUCACUGCAUAAGCUGGCACCAGAUAGCCGCUUGCCGCCAAAUUGUCGCCCCCGCGCCAUGUACAACGACACCAUGGGUGGCCCCAGGACCCCCAGGUCUCCUACCGUCGUGAUAUGGUCCCCUUACGACCCCCUCUUUGUUGCCGAGGCAGCCUUUGCCAUAGGCAACGUGCUGACUCUGCUCAGUCUCCUGAACGCCAUGGUGGCAAUGAGUUUCGUGGGGCCGCUCCAAAUCUCCAUGGGCAGCAUGGCCCGAGACAUCGGUAAGUUUCUGCUGCUCUUCAGCGUCGUCUUGUUGGCUUUCUCGUUGGGCAUGACGCAGAUCUUCAGGACUUAUGAGAUGGUCAGGCAGCAGACUUGCGAGGGAGAGUGUGACCCGCAUGUAUUUGGAAGCUUGUUUCUCACAAUAGGGACCUUGUUCUGGUCUCUCUUUGACCUGAUGGAUCUGGACAAUCUCACUAUGGCCUCCGAUCUCAAGUUCUCCGAGGCUAUUGGCACGGCUCUGUAUGCCGCCUACUCCGUCUUGGGCGUGGUCGUGCUCAUGAACGCCCUCAUCGCUAUGAUGAGUAACACGUACACCCGUGUUGAGGAAAACUCGGACGUGGAAUGGAAGGUUGCCCGCACGCGGUUGAUGACCGAGUACCUGUCAGAGAGCGCUACCAUACCGCCGCCUCUCAACAUCGUGCCGUCUACGAGGAGCACUCGGAGACUGAUCCGUCGUGUGGUCAAAUUUUUCAGAGGCUCGCCUCCUAGACAUCAGAGGAGAGAGGCGGGCAGGAAAUUCCAGCAGGAUGGUUAUAAGCAUAUCGUAAAGAAAUUGGUUCAGCGAUUUCUGUGGCAGGAGAAGAUCAUGCGAUCUCGCGUCAAACACAAGGAUAAGGUCCAGGCGCAGCUGUUACUCCUCAAGGAUGCGGUGGAAAUGGUCAGUUCCCGUUCUUCUGUCUACAAGAAGCGGAGAGUGCAGAACACGUACAGCACAGGUGUCGCAGCCGACCCGUACCUGCGACGGUUCUACAAGCAGAUAUCUAAUAAUGAUCUACUGGAGACGGUGUCUAUUGCUGAGGAUUUGGAGUCGUACAUGUAGCUGCUGCAGGCUACAAUCCCGGCUAAAUCUCGCUGGGCCCCAACCCCCCGGCCCCCGUUCAAUGUUGUCUCUCAUGAGUGGUGUGUACUCCAUCAGCUGGAGAGAACAACAUUGACCGGGGGAGCGGGGGAGUGGGUGACCGUGGGAGGCUAAGGAAGUGUCCCAACCACUUUGGCCGGGAUUGUAGGUGUCUAACAAGCACUGGGAUAGACUUUUAAUUCAAUUUUCAAUUCAAAACUCACAUUUAUUUCCAUACCAAAAUGAGAAGUACAAGCAUAGAAUACACAUAAAUCAAUAGAGUUCGUCAAAAAGUGCACGAAAAAGGCGAAAAUAUAAAUUGGUAUGGAGACAUAUAUAUUCUGGAAGCCUAGGCUUGUUGUGGACUGACAAACACAAAGCAGAAAAAAGUACACACGGGCAGUUGGACCGAGACAGAACCUAAGCAUAAUAUAAUCGAACUA